Aspergillus bombycis is the source of this 3198-nucleotide messenger RNA. RefSeq lists its product as uncharacterized. The transcript has 4 exons. The record is from RefSeq and is a predicted model, not a curated record. The coding region runs from base 1 to 3198 and encodes 1065 amino acids. NCBI's taxonomy places the organism in Eukaryota, Fungi, Ascomycota, Eurotiomycetes, Eurotiales, Aspergillaceae.
AUGCCUGUUCCAGAAAUAUCCUCGUUUGAUCCUCGGACUCAGCUCAUCCCCAACAUCAUUGACCAUUAUGCUCAGGUUAAGCCCGAUGCGAUCUAUACUGAAUAUCCUAUCUCCUCCAUGAGUUACGAAGAUGGAUACCACCCAAUUACCUUUAAAGCCUUAGCCAAUGCCAUCAAUGGUAUCGCUUGGUGGUUAACUAGAAAGCUGGGCCCGGGGCAUGGGGAGAUCCUCGCAUACGUAGGCCCCAAUGACUUACGAUACCCAGCCUUGGUGCUGGGGGCUGUCAAAGCCGGAUACUGUAUGUUCCUCACAUCGCCACGGAACAGUGUGGUCGCUCAUAACAGCCUGCUCAAGCGGCUUGAUUGCACCACCCUGAUCAGCCCCGUGCCGCGACCACCACCCGUCACGAAUAUCCUAGAGGCAUCCCCCCUAGAUGUUCUAGAUGCCCCCAGCGUAGAUGAGCUGGUGAGCAAGGAACAUCGCCAUUUCAACUUUCCGAAGACUUAUCCGGAAGCCGCCAGAGAGAUUCUGGCUGUUCUCCACACAUCUGGUUCAACGGGAAUCCCAAAGCCAAUUUUCUGGACCCACGAUACUGCCUGCAAACACAUGGAGGUGGUGGUUCUGGAGCCCCCAGAAGGAUAUGAGAGUCUGGACCACUGGAAUCGGGGCAAGAGAAUGUAUCUGGUUCCUCCUCCCUUCCAUGCGGCCGGUCUGGCCUACCUACACUUCAUCAUCUUGUCUGUCGGUAUCAGCCUCGUCCUGCCAACAUCCGGCGGUCUUCCCACUGCAGCCGCCCUGGUCGAAGCGAGAAAACGUACCCCCUUCGAGACCGCCUUGAUCGUGCCGUCAAUCGUCCAGGAACUGGCACAGAGCCCGGAUCUCCUAGACUUCUGUAGCAAACACCUAACGCAUCUCAUCUAUUGCGGAGGAGACCUCCCUCAGUCGAUCGGUGACACAGUAGCCGCAAAGAUCAAGUUAGUGAAUCAGUAUGGUGCGUCGGAGGUCGGGAUGGUCCCUUCUAUCUACUCCAAAACCAAUCGUGAUCCCCUUAAGGACUGGCGUUAUAUCGAUUUCCACCCCCGCAUGGGAGUCGAACUCCGUAAUAUCGCCGGGGAGGAGUAUGAGAUGGUUAUAGCGCGUCACCCUGAACGUGAGCGCUACCAGUUCCCUUUUACGCUUUUUCCUGAUCGGCAUGAAUAUCACACUUCAGACCUGUUUGUGCGACAUCCAGAUCCCGCUAAGCGCGACCUCUGGCGCUGGUGCGGUCGUGCAGACGACGUGAUUGUCUUCCUCAACGGUGAGAAAACCAAUCCAGUAUCAAUGGAACAGCACAUCAUCGCGUGUAAUCCAGAUGUCACUGCGGCGCUUGUGGCCGGCUCACAGCGCUUCCAAGCAUCUCUCCUAGUAGAAGUGAAUGGAAAGGAUCUCAGCGUGAGUGAACGCGCUGCGAUGAUUGAAAAGAUUUGGCCAAGCAUUGAACAAGCUAAUGCGGCUUGUCCCGCGCAUGCGCGUGUGGCCAAGACUCAUAUUCUAUUCACGACACCGAAUAAGCCCAUGCUUCGAGCCGGUAAGGGAACCAUUCAACGAGCUGGCACGCUGGCGCAGUACGCUCCGGAGUUGGAUGCCUUGUAUAUUGAUGCGAACAAGCUGGCACAAGAUGACGGUGAUUGGCUUGGGCCUGGAUGCACCGAGGAUCCUGAACUUAUCUCGGAUUAUAUCCGACAAUCCAUCCUUACCAUCACUGGGUGGAAUGUCAACAAGCUGACAGAUACGGAGAAUUGGUUCAAUCUCGGAUUGGACUCCCUGCAAACGAUCACUGCUACUCGUAUUUUCAAGCGUGGGCUUGGCUCCCCUACCCUCACUCCAAACCUAAUCUAUCUUAAUCCAACAGUGAUGGAUUUGACGCAAGCGGUACUAUGCCUUCAGCAGCACCAGGAGGCGUCUGCAGAGGCUCAGAAGGAGGCUCAAUUACAAGACCGAGAUCAGCUGCUGCAGGAGCUCAUCGGACAGCUGGCCAUCGGCACCGAUCAUACCGAGUCCCCCACGGCCCAUACUGUUUUACUCACUGGCUCGACGGGCAAUUUGGGCGCCUACAUGCUUGAUACACUAUUAAGGAACCCAACGGUGAGGCAUGUACAUUGCCUUAAUCGGAAGGGUAAUGCGAUCGACGUGCAGCAUAAGAAGAGUGAAGCCUACAAUUUAAAAUUAGAUAUGUCGCGCGUGAGCUUUUGGGCUACAGACCUGUCGCAGCCAGAUUUCGGGCUUCAGUCCGAUAUUUAUCAGAUGAUGCAGUCAACAACCACCCUAGUAAUCCACAAUGCCUGGACCGUUAAUUUCAACCUCUCCCUGGCAUCCUUCAAGCCUAACUUGGUGGGAGUAGUGAACCUGAUCAACUUCACCCGCAACGCCACUCAGUCCCCGCAUCUUUUCUUCAUCUCUUCCAUUAGUUCCACCAUGGGCCACCGCACUGGCAAUGGCUUAACCCCGGAGGGAUUGAUCACGACUACAACCCCGGCUCCAAACGGCUACGCCAAUAGCAAAUACCUCGCAGAACACCUUCUCGCCCAAGCUGCUGAACAGAGCUCCUUGCAUGCUUCUUUCGCCCGUGUAGGCCAGAUCGCGGGGCCUGUGCGGUCUCGUGGCUUGUGGAAUAAGGCAGAGUGGUUCCCCAGUCUUGUCCUGAGCUCCCUACGCGUUGGUGCUCUCCCCGAUACCCUCGGGCCGGCUCUCGACCGUAUUGACUGGGUACCAAUCGACCUGUUGGCCGAAGUAUUAGUCGAUAUGGCUCUAAAGAAAGACAAAACAACCAACGAAUGUGUCAAUGUUUUUCAUCCGGUAAACCUGCACCCUCUGACCUGGGAAAUAAUUCGGCCCGUCGUGGCAGAUGCUCUCCUCAAAACGUCCGGGAAAACAGUUGAAACUAUUCCUUUCCGAGACUGGGUCCAGCGAAUCCGGCAGGACGUUGAGACAGCUGGUGCUGGCGGCAAGGCCCUUAGCGACGAGGAGGAGCUGCAGGCGCUCGUCGCUAAAAACCCUGCCAUCAAGCUGCUUGAAUUCUUCGAGGAUAUCAUGUCCAAGUCUACGCGGGAGAACGUGCUGGAUACGCAACUCACCGCGCAGUGCAGUGAGAAAUUGCAGGCCGUGGAGGCUGUCAAGCCGGAAUGGAUCCAGAAGUGGGUUGGGGAGUGGGUUCAGUGA